GCUGCCUUCUUCGCCUCCGAGACGGAGGCCUCCAAGAAGUACGUGAAGCUGCUCCCCAACGGCGGAAACGUCCCCAACACGCCCGCUAUCGGCCACACGGACGGCACGGGCGACGACGAAGCCACGAACGCCUUCGGUGACGCCUUCGCCGAGGCGGACUACGCGUGGACUAAGGCGUUGUGCGAGGCCGACUCGGACGGCGACGGCCAGACGAACGGCCAGGAGCUUGGAGACCCGUGCUGCGAGUGGACGGUGGGCGGGACGCCGCUGUGGACGACCGGCGUCUCGAACCCUGGCGACGCGUCUUCGACGUCCGACUCGAGCUUGUGGGCCACUGCCUGUGGCGCUACCACUUCGGGGACGGAGACCGCCACCACGGAGACUUCCCCC
Messenger RNA from Phytophthora sojae, 390 nucleotides. RefSeq lists its product as hypothetical. The annotation marks the transcript as partial. The record is from RefSeq and is a predicted model, not a curated record. The transcript has a single exon. NCBI's taxonomy places the organism in Eukaryota, Oomycota, Peronosporomycetes, Peronosporales, Peronosporaceae.